This is a messenger RNA of Cylas formicarius (sweet potato weevil), 7023 nucleotides long. Its product is annotated as fatty acid synthase-like. The coding region runs from base 115 to 6996 and encodes 2293 amino acids. Gene Ontology annotation, biological process: fatty acid biosynthetic process. Lineage: Eukaryota; Metazoa; Arthropoda; Insecta; Coleoptera; Brentidae. Gene Ontology annotation, molecular function: 3-oxoacyl-[acyl-carrier-protein] synthase activity; oxidoreductase activity; fatty acid synthase activity. The transcript is spliced from 18 exons. The record is from RefSeq and is a predicted model, not a curated record.
CAUUGAAAAAACAUCCAAUAGGACUGCGGAUACCUUACCCGUCUGCUUUCGAGUGCAAGCCAAUGUGGUAUUGAGUGAGCUUAACGAUAUACCCUCUCGCAUUAGUCCACCAAAAUGAUCCAAGAAGACGAAAUAGUAAUAUCAGGAAUUGCCGGACGAUAUCCGGAAUGCGACUCAUUCAACGAAUUCAAAGAAGCUCUGCUUGCGGGAAAGGACUUGCUUACUGUAGACGAUCGCCGCUUUCCUCCUGGUACUUACAACACCCCCCCGAGAACAGGAAAAAUCAACAAUAUCGACCGGUUUGAUGCCGGUUUUUUUGGAAUCAAUCCCAAACAAGCUGACCUCACAGAUCCUAGACAAAGGAUUAUGCUCGAGACCGCUUUCGAAGCUAUAGUGGACUCUGGAUACAACCCAAAAGAACUCAGAGGAUCCAAGACUGGUGUUUACGUUGGUAUAGGUCAGUUCGACAACGGCCAAGGCUUUAAAGAUGUCGAAAAAACCAACGGCUACACUAUGAUCGGCUACUGCUUGGGACAAGUAGCGAAUAGAACUUCGUACCAUUUCGACUUAAAGGGACCAAGUUACGCUUUGGACACCGCAUGUUCGUCUGGGUUCUACGCCAUGGUUAAUGCUUUCAAAGCAAUUGAGAGUGGUGAAAUUGACGCCGCCCUAGUAUCUUCCGUUCACAUAAAUUUCCAUCCUCACGAAGCUAUGGAGUUUACAUCGCUGAAUAUGAUGUCCCCCGAUGGGAAGUGUAAGGUGUUUGGGGUCGGUCGUGAUGGCUACGGUAGGUCAGAGGCCAUCGUCACAAUGUUCUUGCAAAGGAAGUCGCGAUGUCGAAGGAUGUAUUCCACAAUUCUGGGCGGUCAGACCAAUAGCGAUGGAUUUAAAAUCGAGGGGCUCACUUAUCCGUCUUCCCAAAUGCAACUGAAGCUGAUGCAAGACAUUUAUAGCUCGAAAGUCAUUAAACCGGGUGACGUAUCCUACAUAGAGAUGCACGGCACUGGUACUCCUGCGGGAGACUUGGAAGAAUGUAAAGCGGUAACGGAGUUCUUCUGUCGCGAUAGACACAGUCCGAUACCGGUCGGUGCUGUGAAAACCAACAUGGGACAUUCCGAAAUAUCUUCGGGAUUAUGCUCGAUCACGAAAGUUUUAGUAGCUAUGGAGACCGGGGUUAUCCCAGCAAAUAUUCAUACUGAUAAUAUCGACGACACAUUGCCUGGAAUAGGUUCCGGACAGUUGAAGGUAGUUACUCAAAACAUUCCAUGGGAAGGGGGCGUUGUCGCUCUCAACUGUUUUGGUUUCGGUGGUGCCAAUGCACAUUUGGUAUUAAAAUCGAACCCUAAACGUAAGUCAUUACUCAAACCAUCGAACCAAAGAUUGGUAAACGUAUCCGGACGAACGGAGGAAGGCCUACAUUACAUGCUCGAUGAGAUCGAAAAACAAAAAGACGAUGCAGAAUUCUUAGCUCUUCUGGAUGAGAUACACAAGAUCGACGUCGAAGGUCACAACUACAGAGGAUACGCGGUUUUGAGUGAUAAUCCGGUUCGACAAGUGAAUAAAAUUGGCAAAGAACGCCGGCAGGUAUGGUUUAUCUACACCGGAAUGGGUUGCCAAUGGGCGUCGAUGGGUAAGGACUUAAUGAAGUUCGACGUAUUUCGGAACACUUUGACGAGAUGCGGAGCCGUACUGAAACCUUACGGUGUAGAUCUGGAACACAUCGUCACCAGUGACGACUCUACAAUUUUCGAUAAUAUUGUGAACUGCUUUGCUGGUAUAUCGUCGAUGCAGGUAGCCCUAACAGACUUAAUUAAGUCAUUUGGUAUUGAACCAGAUGCGUUUGCGGGUCAUUCGCUUGGCGAAGUAGGAUGUGCAUAUUGCGAUGGAGAAAUAACCGCUGAGCAAGCAGCUCUCAUAGGUUUCGCUCGUGGCUACGCGGCCAACCAAUCGAAAACUGGUUUUGGUUUAAUGGCAGCCGUAGGUUUGAGCAAGGAAGAAUGCUCAAAAAUGCUACCAGAAGGAACGUGUAUCGCCUGCGUAAACAGCAACAGUAGCGUUACAGUUUCAGGACCGAUGGAGAUCAUUGAAACGUUCGUUCAAAAAUUAACAGAAGUUGGAAUUUUUGCCAAAUUAGUUAAAAGCGGCGGAUACGCUUUCCAUUCCAAGUAUAUGCUCGACGUAGGUCCGAUUCUCUUGGAAUUCCUCAAAGGGGUUUUGAAGGACCCCAAACCAAGAUCGGGGAGGUGGAUUUCUAGCUCCUGGCCUGAAAAGGAUUGGGACAAACCCCAGGCGAAAAUGAACGACGCGUUUUACCAUUAUAACAACUAUAGCAACACCGUGUUAUUUAACCAGGUGCUGGGAAAGAUUCCGAGUGAUGCGGUAGUCAUAGAAGUCAGUCCUCAUGGUUUACUGCAGUCGAUUCUAAAAAGGGAAUUGGGACCCAACAUCUCUUACAUCAGCCUCGCUGAUAGAAACAGCCAAGAUAAUGAACAGUUUUUCCUAUCAGCAAUUGGAAAGUUCUAUAUAAAUGGAGGACAGGCAAAUCUAAGACAAGUUUACGACGAAAUCAAAUUUCCAGUUGGAAAAGGUACCAGCAACAUAGGCUCCUUGAUCAAAUGGGAGCACAGCGCUAAAUGGUUCGCGCCGCUCUUUAAAGUAAAAGAUCAUUUUGGAAAAGAGAUUAGGAUAAAUACUUCGGAAAGUGAGUACUCUUAUCUGGAGGGCCACAAUAUCGACGGACGAGUCCUGAUGCCCGCAACCGGAUACCUGGAAAUGAUAUGGAGAGUCCUAGCUAAUAUGCAUUUGAAGACCUUCGAGAAGUUUCCGGUGGUGUUUGAGAAUGUCAAAUUCUCUCGCGCCACAGUCUUGCCGACGAACCAGGACGUCACUUUUCUAAUAAACUUCAUGAAACAAUCGGGAUAUUUUGAAAUCUUCGAGGGCGGAUCAGUGUGUUGUUCCGGAAAAAUACAUUAUUCGAAGAACACUUCUACAGAAUUCACGGAUCUCCAUAAACCUACCAUUUUUUCCAACGGUUACCUACCCCUGAACACCCAGGACAUCUAUAAGUUCUUGCACAUGAAUCGAUAUCUGUACAGGGGAUUCUUCCGUGGAAUUAAAGAAAUAGACGUGCUAGGCUAUACGGGAAAAUUGCACUGGAAUAAAUCCUUCACCAGUUUCAUGGACACUAUGCUUCAAGUGUCACUAUUGUCAGAAACCUCUUCCGAUCUUCUUCUUCCAAGCAGGAUCCAAAAGAUUGUUAUCGAUCCUCUGAAUCACGCACAAUGCGUUGAUGAAGAAAGCGAUAUUUCAGUAUUCUUCGAUAAAGAUCUGCGGAUUAUCAAAUCCGGAGCUAUCGAAAUCGUAAACAUGGAGCCUACUAGAGCUCCAAAGCGCCAUGUUAAAGACGACGCAGUUUUGGAAAGCUUCACUUUUGAGCCUUACGACACUGUCACCACAAAGAACGAAAUCAACUUGGAGCAGAGCCUGUCUAUCGUCUUCCAGAUCAUAAUAGAAUUGGAGCCAAUCCUCAAUUUCACUUUUGGCGAAAUCGUGUCAGCUUCAGAAAACUCUUUCAGGGACAAGGUAGAAGAAGUCCUUAUGCUCCAACCGCUGGUAACUCUGGACUUUGUCAAAGAUAAACUUAAAAAAGUUGAUUUUUUAAUCUUUACCUCCCCUUGUACUGAUAAAUCACUGCUGGGUAAUCUCAAAGAAGGUGGUUUCGUUUUAUUCCAUGGUUUUGAAGAGGACGUGGCUUCGUUUGGAAUGACCUUGCUAUAUUGCAAUAGUUGCAAAGCUAGAGGAUUAUUUUUGCUUAGAAAAGUAAAGGAAGGGGUUGCGUAUUCCUUGGUGAAAGUCAGCAACCAAUUCGACUGGAUAGAAGAAGCAAAGUCGAUUAUAAAAGCGAACAGAAAGGAAGUCAUAUACCUGUACAGUCAAAAUGAUGACUUGUCUGGAAUUCUUGGGUUAGUAAAGUGCCUCAUCCGGGAGCCACUAGGAAACGUGAAGAUCCAGUGUGUUUUCAUAAAGGACAAAAACGCCGAACCCUUUAACCCAAAUUCCGAGUUUUAUCGGAAACAAUUGAGCAGAAAUCUAACAUUUAACGUGCUCUGGAAAGGCGUUUGGGGUAGCUACAGGCACCUCCCUAUCCACAGAAUGAAACAAAUCGACGUGAGUCACGCCUCCAACUUGAUACAAACAGUUGGCGAUCUUUCCACGUUUAGCUGGACAGAGAGGCCUUCGUAUUAUUACAAAUACUUCUCUUCAUCAGAGUUAACAUACGUCGUCUAUUCCGCUCUGAACUUUAAGGAUGUCAUGGUGUCUACGGGAAAAAUAUCGAAUCCUCCAUCGAAAGAUCCCACUGCUCCCAAUCUCUCCGUCGGUUUAGAAUUUUCUGGUAUCACGGAGAGUGGUAAAAGAGUUAUGGGUAUCGUUCCCGGAAACAGUAUCGGGUUGCAAGUGAUGACGGAUCCGCUGUUUACCUGGGAAGUUCCCAACUCUUGGAAGUUGGAGGAGGCAGCCACAGUACCAGUAGUUUACGCUACGUGCUACUAUGCCAUGAUAAUGAGAGGACAAAUGCGACCCAACGAAUCCAUUUUAAUCCACGCUGGCACGGGCGGCGUAGGACUGGCGGCCAUCUCUAUCGCUUUGAGCAUGAACUGCGAAGUUUACACCACUGUGGGGACGCCCGAAAAAAGGGAAUAUCUCGCCAAAAUGUUUCCCGACUUAAAAAUCCAAAACAUCGGCAAUUCGAGGAACUCCUCUUUCGAGUUGAUGGUCAAACGGAACACCCAGGGCAAAGGAGUAGACCUGGUGCUCAACUCGCUCUCCGCCGACUUGUACCACGCCUCCCUUCGGUGUUUGGGUAGACGCGGGCGCUUCUUGGAGAUUGGUAAAGUCGACCUUCAAGAAGGAACCCCAAUGAACGCCAAUUUGUUCGGCAGGAAUAACAGCUUCCACGCGGUGUUCCUCGAUGACUUGUUCUCGGAGGAUUGCUACCUAAAGGUGGAAGUGCAGAAAUUGUUACGCGAAGGAAUUGUCAAAGGUGUCGUUCGGCCUCUGCCUAGUACAGUCUUUUCCGAGCAUAAGGUAGAAGACGCGUAUAGAUAUCUCGCCACGGGGAAACACAAGGGGAAGAUCCUUAUAAAAAUUCGAGACGAGAAGCAAAUGAAUCUGCACAGAACCAUUCAGGCAAUACCAAAAAUCUACUUUGACCACAAAAAAACGUUCAUCAUAAUCGGCGGCUUGGGUGGGGUGGGCCUCGAGCUCGUCAGUUUCCUCAUCUCGAGAAAUGCGAAGAAAAUCGUGCUCAAUUCCAGAAGGGGUAUCUCGAAUGGGUACCAGUCGUUGUGUUUGAAGCGUUGGUCUGAAAUCGAUGGAGUUACCGUUAGAUUGAACAUCGACGACAGCACCACCAUCCAGGGAACUGAAGCCUUAGUUAAAUUCGCAGAGUCCAUGGGCCCCGUUGGAGGGGUAUUCAACAUGGCUUUAGUCCUUGAAGACGGCGCCUUCGUAAACCAAACUGCCAACAAGUAUUCGAGUGUCUUCAAAUCCAAAUUCGUAUCUGGUUCCAACAUGGACGCGGUUACUAGGAAGUCGUGUCCCCAAUUAGAGCAUUUUGUAGUGUUCAGUUCUUUAGCGUGCGGCCGCGGCAAUCCCGGGCAGACGAAUUAUGCGAUGGCGAACUCAGCCCUGGAAAGACUGUGCGAGCAGAGACGUGAGGAUGGAUUACCAGCGCUGGCGGUGCAAUGGGGAGUAAUUGGAGAAGUGGGAGCAGUAGCUGAGGUGUCCAGUUAUCAGAAGGUUCUCGACGUCAUGGGGAUCGAAUCUCAGACGGUUUCGUCUUGUAUGAACUCGUUGGAAAUAUUUAUGCUCCAACCUAGUGUCAUAUGCGCCAGUUUUCUGCGAAAAGACCGUACCUCCAAAUCGGAGGAGGCUGAGGGGAAAACACUGGCUGAAACUAUCGUUCACAUAUUAGGAAUUAAAAAUAUCGAAAGCGUUGACAAAAACGUAUCACUAGCUCAGAUCGGGUUGGACUCCCUGAUGGUCGCCGAAAUUAAGCAAACGAUUUAUCGAAACUUUAACAUCGAGUUGACGUCUGAGGAGAUCCGCGACCUCACGGUUAACAAAAUCAAUUCUCUUCUGCAGGAGAAAAAUCAACCUGCUGAAGAUAUUGCCGGUUCAGAGGUCGGUACCAUAAAUGCAAUGUUGUCCUCGCAGCCUAUCCUUGAAAUCAUCAACGACAAAUCCUUUACGAAAAAAGUAUUCCUUCUUCAUCCGAUCGAAGGACACGUGGAAGCCAUGAUACCAUUGGCUAGGAUUUUGAAAGCUAACGUCUACGGUCUUCAAUGUACCCGAGAGUCGCCCAUCGACGAUCUAAAGGGCUACGCCCGAGAUAUUACCCACCACAUCAAAAAGAUUCAAAGCCAGGGGCCUUACAGUUUGUGUGGUUAUUCUUUCGGCGGGGCCGUCGCUUUCGAGGUGGGGGUGCAGCUGGAAAUGCACGGAGAUCGGGUUCAGAUAUUUUUCCUGGAUGGUACUCCGAGUUUCGUGAGGAAAACGCUGGAAACCUAUUCAGAAAAGCGGGACAGGAGAACCAAGGUUUUGCAAGGGUUUUUGCACACGUUUCAUGGGGUGGAUCAGGAAAAGAUCGGCGAUUUAUCCGACGAAUCCCAUUCUUGGCAACAAAUGUUGUCAUUGGUGGGGAAACUGGUUGCUGACACUACAAAGUACGACCCUCGCGACGUUGAAGUCGCUGCCGACAGAUUUUUCAAUCGUAUAAAAGCAGCGUAUUACUACGAACCAGAUGCCUUCUUCGACGGCUCAGCGACCCUCAUAAGAGCCGAUAACAAAACGCUAGAAGCACCAAUUGAUUAUGACCUUCAAAAGAUCUGCAGCAAACCGAUAAAGUUGCUUCAACUGCCAGGAGACCACAAGCAGAUACUACUAGGACAGAACCUCUCCAAAAUAGCUGAAGUUAUUAAUUCGUCCUUGGAGUGAUAAAUAAAACUAAAGUUUGUAAAAUAU